AUCCCAGUACUCCUCUAUAACAAAACUUGUAAGAUAUCAGAAUCUCUCUCUCUCUCUCUCUCUCUCUCUCUCUCUCUCUCUCUCUCUCUCAAUAGACAUAAUGGCAAGAAAGUCAGAUCCUCUAGUGGUUGGAAGAGUGAUAGGAGAUGUUGUUGAUAAUUUCUUUGCAAGUGUGAAAAUGAGUGUCACUUACAACUCGAACAAAAAAGUGUGUAAUGGGCAUGAGCUAUUUCCUUCUGCUGUGACCCUUCAACCCAGGGUUGAAGUUCAUGGAGGUGAUUUGAGGUCCUUCUUUACACUGAUUAUGACAGACCCAGAUGUGCCUGGGCCUAGUGAUCCAUACCUGAAGGAGCACUUGCACUGGAUGAUCACUGACAUUCCAGGCACAACUGAUUCCUCUUUUGGGAAAGAGGCAGUGAAGUAUGAAAUGCCAAUGCCAAACAUAGGGAUCCACAGGUACGUAUUUGUUCUUUUCAAGCAAAAGAGAAGACUGCUGGCAGUGACUGGUUCCACUUCAAGGGAUGGAUUCAGCACCAGAAGAUUUGCAGAAGAGAAUGGUUUGGGGCUCCCUGUUGCUGCUGUUUUCUUCAACGCCCAAAGGGAAACUGCUUCCAGGAGGCGUUAAAUUAUACGCGUUAAUCAAUCAUCAUGAACGAACAUUCGUCAAACACAAAGCGCAGUUUGAUGGGGUCUAUUAUGAUCACUUGCCUAGAAAUUACUACUCCAGUCAAUAAGCUAAUUGAAGUAACUAAUCCUACAAGUUUAUGUAUUUGGCGCGCAGUUCAUGAAUUCAGUAGUUGUAAUAUGUCCAUUUAUCUAUGGAGGACUGCUCUUUAAGCAUGUAAUGAAAAACACUUGUUGAAUGUGCAAUGCAAUUUGGGGAAAUUCACCAAA
Rhododendron vialii is the source of this 894-nucleotide messenger RNA. Its product is annotated as CEN-like protein 2. Bases 101 to 625 code for a protein of 174 amino acids. Gene Ontology annotation, biological process: negative regulation of flower development; vegetative to reproductive phase transition of meristem. Gene Ontology annotation, cellular component: cytoplasm; nucleus. Lineage: Eukaryota; Viridiplantae; Streptophyta; Magnoliopsida; Ericales; Ericaceae. The record is from RefSeq and is a predicted model, not a curated record. The transcript has 4 exons.